AUGGCCAAAGUCGCGGACAAGACGGACGAACUCAUCGCCUUCGCCGGCCUGGGUCUCGCUCGCUCUACUCAAUACGAGCAAGUCCUCCGUCUCCCGUCCUCGAGGUCCGACUCACGUUUCACGAGCAAGUCCAAACGGGUACACGCAGCGGACGGUAUCGGGGGAGGUAUUGAAUUCGACGACGAAGACGACUUCUCUGACAGCCCAGUGACCUCGAACGGACCAGGCGAGAGCGAUGCAGCCGCUCCGCCGUCCAAAUCUCGAGAUGUCGCCGCCGCGUCAGCCCAAGGUCAAUCGUCGAGCUCCAAUCGAGGCACUGGUCGCAAACCGCCCCGAGGUGGCCACCACUUCAAGCGGGAUGAUUCCGUCAAAAGCAAGAAACCUCCUCCAGGGGACUGCCGAGUGUGUGGUAGUCCGUAUCACUGGGAUCGGGACUGCCCGCACUGGAACAAGUACGAUAUCGGACGUAAUGCUCUCCUCAUUGGUGCGGAAUACGACUGCGACGAGCAAGAGAAUGUCGACUACGAACAGGCUUUUGUAGCGUACAUCUGUAAUGGUUUGAACAAUACCAAACUUUCGAGUGCGUUGUGGAUGGAUCUCCGUCAAGCGGAAGGUCUCUAUCUGAAAAACAUGACGACCUCUCGUCCCAGUUCGAACGCAGUAACUAUCGAGGAGGAGGAAGAGACCUCGAUUCCUAACUAUGAGACUCUCCCGCCCGAUCACCCUCGUAUCAUGGAGGCGGUCGAAUCCGACCUAUCCGAAGCCACUGAGAAGCUUACCGACUUGAUAGCUGAAGCAUUGACGGUCGACGGCUCCUGUCACGCAUUCACAACGCGAGAAGCCCUAUCCGGCACCUCGACGAUAGAGAGCGGAACCGCCGCUCCUAUCGGUCCUGGUCCCGGCCUCGCCAACAAUCCCAAGGUGGUAACGUUGAAUCGAGUGCGCGACCCCCCAGCCGGACACUCCACGGUAGGAGUAUCAGCUCUGUCCUUCCAACUGCGAUUCGGAAGUCCCUCGCACAGUCCGGUCCAAUGUCGUGCGGAUUCCGGAGCCGACAUAUCAUUGGUAUCGCAAGAAUACCUAGAUUCGCUCCCGUCCACGACACACCCCAAGAUCCGUCAAGGCCUCCACAUGAACUUGUUCCAGCUGACGGGUGGGUUUCGCAUUACGGGAUACGUACAGACUCAAGUAUACGUCAAAUCAGAACAAGGACACACCCUCAAAAUGAUGGCGGAAUGCUAUGUCGUUCCAGGGAUGUCCUCCCCCUUGCUGCUUGGAGAAGACUUCCACGUUAAUUACGAACUGGGAGUCACGCGAAGUCUGGAGGAAGGAUCGGCCAUUCAAGUGGGCGACACUGGGUACUCCAUCCCGGCUUCCUCUGCCAUCCCGGAUCAUUACCGUGAACAAACGAAGAAGCUGCGUCCCACCGCCAUCGCGACUCAGGACGUGCGAAUAUCGCCGCACUCCUGUCGUCUGGUGCCGGUACAAGCUUCGUUCCUGGAACACGAUUCUUGGUUCAUCGAGAAGACAGUUCUCGGGCAAUCGGACGGCUCCUUCUUACUCACGACCCCGUCCAUUAUCGAUGCCGAACACGUCUAUGUGUCUGUCACCAACCCUACCGACCGACCUAUCAUAGUAUGCAAGGGCGAGUCCUUGGGCCUCCUUCACGACCCUUCGCAACAU
Molecule: messenger RNA, 1683 nt
Organism: Fomitopsis serialis
Lineage: Eukaryota; Fungi; Basidiomycota; Agaricomycetes; Polyporales; Fomitopsidaceae
Exons: 2
Source: RefSeq, a predicted model, not a curated record